AUGACAAAGCGAGGCGAACUGUCGUACAGAGAACGGUUAUUAGCAUUAGAUCUGCUACCGUUAACCUGUGAUCGAGAAGUCAGAGACUUGGUGUAUUUCUUCAAAUCAUUGUUUAGUUACAUUGACGUCAAUAUCGAUAACUAUGUGUCGUUUGUGAGUCAUGGUCGUACUAGACUGAACCAUACGUCAAGAUAUAUCCUUCAAA
Molecule: messenger RNA, 205 nt
Organism: Paramuricea clavata
Lineage: Eukaryota; Metazoa; Cnidaria; Anthozoa; Malacalcyonacea; Plexauridae
Source: the annotation of a GenBank genome assembly